This is a messenger RNA of Carassius carassius (crucian carp), 870 nucleotides long. RefSeq names its product adipose-secreted signaling protein-like. The record is from RefSeq and is a predicted model, not a curated record. Bases 56 to 598 code for a protein of 180 amino acids. The transcript has 5 exons. Lineage: Eukaryota; Metazoa; Chordata; Actinopteri; Cypriniformes; Cyprinidae.
CAGCAUUUUCUGUUCUUCUGCAGGGGUCAUUCUCUCUAGAGAUGAUAUCAAAUUGAUGCCAAUAAUCAUCCCUGGAUUUCCCUGGCCUUAUGUUGAAAUGGCAACAGGAAGGAAAAGCUCCACUUCAAAAGGUGGAGUACAUUUCACUGAUGAUGAUGAAGACCUUCCCAUUAACAAAAGCUGUGAUGAAAAGCUUCAGGAUAAAGUCAUUGCAGCGCUACUAGAACCUGAUGGUGCAUAUCUUGUUAAGGUGGGAUUUUUAAGGAGCCAUCACAAAUAUGAAAUCGUCUUUUCUUUGCCGCAAAUCCCAACACUAGGCAAAGAUGUCUGCCUUUCUCCCGCACUCCGCAGUACUGCAAAACCACGACUACGUGCAACACGCAUUACACCAUGCCCUGAGGGGGGAGUGAGGGUGGUUUGUGAGUACAUCUCUCAGCAGGACGGAGUGGUGCAAGAGGAACUCACCCUGCUCAACAGAAGCAGAAGGGACAGCAGUGUCCGAGUUCGAUUACAGGCCAGAGUCAUGGAUCGUCACCACGGAACACCAAUGUUGCUCGAUGGAGUGCGGUGUGUUGGUGAAGAAAAACACACAAAAUAAUGACAGAGAAGAUGUGAUCAAAUUGGUUUGCUUGUGUAAAUGAUGAAAAUAAACCAAAACGAUUGAAUGCACAUGGGAAUGUGCCUCCAAAUUUAAACAACCCACAUCACAACCGUGGAGGAUCACUGCACUAAAGCAAAAAUAGAGCCACUGUUCUAGAGUCUACGCAUCACAGGUCUGCUAAUGACAUCACAAAUUCAACUUGAGUUUUUAACAGAAUUUUAAAGGUUAUGCGUUUGAUAACAUUAGAAUUCAAACUUUUUUAAAAGAAA